Molecule: messenger RNA, 3213 nt
Organism: Lentinula edodes (shiitake mushroom)
Lineage: Eukaryota; Fungi; Basidiomycota; Agaricomycetes; Agaricales; Omphalotaceae
Exons: 5
Coding region: 349-2760 (803 amino acids)
Biological process (GO): signal transduction
Source: RefSeq, a predicted model, not a curated record
CUCGUUGAUAACAGCAAUGAUUAUCACACCAGAAGCACCUCUCCUUACACCCAACUUCCUACUCGCUCUAAACGUUCUACUGUGUCCGACUCUAGGCAGUCAAGGAACUUAGAAUCCAGUCCAACCAAAUUCCUCCAUCCCGCUAGCCAUAGCGGAGAGCACGCCAGGAAUCGAUCUACAUCUCUACCAGAAUCUGCACAUCAGAAGGUACCUGUCCCGCUCAGUGCCAAUUGUACGCCGAGGCCCAGUUCUUUCUGUACACCGUCGCGAUUGCCUCGCCCAAGCGUCGCUCUGACACCAAAAAGCCGGCAUCGGCCGUCUGCCUCGCUCGAUACUUUCGAAGCUCCAAUGACGCCGUCGACCUUGAAGAAACCAAACAAAUACGUUGGGCCCAUGGGUCCUGGUUCAAAUCAUCGUCCUCGACAGUCAUUAGGACCGGCUCCAGCGCCUACAUCUCUAGUUACGAAGAAGCCACAUCCACAGCCAUUACUUCGUCUAGAUCUGCCGCCUAUACCCCCGAUACCAUCUUCAACAUCCCUACCAGUAAUCCCAAUAACCGUCCCGGAACCUCGCAAAUUCUCUAAACGCGAUCCGAAGCAAAUUCUGAGCGAUUUCAAAUCUUUGAUUGGUGCUGAAGAAUGUGGGAAGGUACGAGAGUAUCUACCUUUGGACGUGAUGUCAGCGAUACAUGAGCGAGAGCUUAUGGAGGGAGCAGCGAGGUUUAGACGAGCAAAGUCUAUCAAGGGACAUUCAAGUGGAAGAAUUGCUGUUGACAAUCUUUCAGAGCCAACAAGUGUAUUUGGGUUCCCUCUACGUCAAAUAGCACUGUACGCUUCUACAAAAGCUGUUUUGGGUGGGUUCGAGCACAAUCUCCCCAUUGUUGUGUUUGCUUGUGUUGAAGAGCUAUAUCGUAAUGGAAUAUCCACGCCAUCAAAUCCAACUCCAACCUCGCCUUCCUCAAACAAAUUCGUUCGACGAACCCUUUCCUCUUCUCCGCCAAACGCUGCAGAACACAUCCAACCACGUGUUCAAACACUGCUCUCCAUAUUCGACUCACCCGUACAUAAAUUCGGGCUGAACGCAUCGCUCAAAGACGAAGCCUCCAAUGACAUUUAUGCUCUGCUCACUCUAUUCCUGUCUCGACUCCCGGAACCCGUUCUUGCUCCUACGGACGUCCUUCCAGGGCUGAGGAACGCAUUGUGGGUGUGGUGUGUUAAACCCCAAGGCGUAGUAGGAGGAGGACUAGCCGCCAAAACAACAACCCGGAUCCGAAUCGCACAGAUGCUUCUGGGUCUGCUCCCGACGGCGAAUUUAUCGUUGUUUGUGUAUUUGAUGGCGUUCUCGUGUCAGGUGUUGGAAGUUCAUAUGAAGAAGAGACGAAGGGCAUCAGCGGCGAGUGACUCAUUGGCUUGUGCAGUUGAAGGAGGGGUUUCGGCGCUGGAAGCGCAGUUGUUGGCGUUUGAGAGGGAGCUGGAAGGGAAGAAUGAGAGGGAGAACGAGAAGAGGAGAUUGGGGAUGGCUUGGGGUGUUUGGUUGUUUGGGAAGGAUGACCAAGAGGAUGAUGGUCGCUCGACUUUAAUGAUGGUUUGGUUCGUUACCCACUGGGGAGAUAUCAUUCGAGGAUUCUUCGAACGUGGAAUCUCAGUCGAUAGCGACCUCGCCCUCGACGACGUAUUUGUAUCUCACGGAUCCCCGAACCUUGUCAACUUGCCGACUACUUGUCCUGAUUCAAAUACCGAAAGUAGAGGACCCGGAGGAAGAUACGAGAUAACAGGAGCAGCUUGUACUACACACAGAGAUUCUUCCAGACGACUUCAUUAUUUGAAUGCACAACGCCCGGCGGAAGAGUCUCUCUUUGCUUCGUCCAUGUCGCUUAACCGGUUGAGACUCGAUCCUACUGCCGUUUCGCCGGACACUACACCCAAAUUUUCUGGUCCGUCUUCGCCUCUCAAGAUUGGUUUAGUGAGAGGGCUAUCGUAUGGAAGACCGAGUACACAAACCCUUGUACCUCCCGAAGCUGAGCAGGAAGGGAGCAUACAUAGCCGGUAUAGCUGUCGAUCUUCCAACACAAGACAUGAACGUGAAUUUGAGGCAAUACAUAUGGAGAGAGAAGCUUCUCCGAGUCAGAGCUCUGUGUCCGCACUUGAUGAACGAUUAUUGGACCUCCGUUUUUCUGGUGGCGACGAGUCCCCUACUGCUCGUACAUCUUCCUCGGACACAUCCCGAUCCCUGAAUACACCACCUUCGGUCGCUCAAAUAAUAACAAACUCGGACACUGAAAGCAAGUAUCCAGAGCUUGUUAUAUCUGAAUUAUCAGACGCAGGUUCAGACCCCUUCCCUGGAACUCUUCGGGUAGUCAAUGGCUGUGACACCGAUUCGAUCUUUUCACGUUCGACUUCCGCUUCAGGGAGCGAGUAUUCCUCAAGGCCGUCUCCAGCGGAAGAUAAAUCCGCAAAUUCGGAUUCGAGGGAAAGACCGACGCUGAGACUAGCGUUUUCUUCGUCUGGGUCAAGUUCUGAAUCGGCGCCGGUAUCGGAUAAGGAUGUCAAUGUGAUUUCCGAAAUUCAUCUAGGACACGCGGCGUUUGAUGAUAGAGGUGGCGGAGGCAUUGGUUCUGAUUUUGAGAAAGCUUGGAAGAAGACAACGUGCUCUCUAUGUGCAGAUGAUUGUCCGGUGCAUCUGUACGCGAAGGAGUUGGAGAUGCAGGUGGAUGAAUUGAAGAUGCGAAUGAAGGAGUUGGACAAGGGAGAAGGAAAAUGAGAUCCUGCGAUCCGAGUGCGGGUGGGAGUGAAGUUCGGAUUGCACGGCCCUCACCAGGAGAGCUACUGUGGAUUAGCCUUUCUUCUAGCUGUAUUUUGCGCUAGCUUGGGGUUUCCUUUCUUUGUUCUUCUUUCGAAGGAAUCAAAAUCAAUCGGUUUUGCGAACAACACAUAAAUCAUCGUUUGAAUAUUCACACCAUGUUCAAGUUGGAACAUGUACAAAGACCCGUGACCCACCCAAGCUGAGCAGACCUGAGCUCUCGUCGGCCAAGCUAUUCACACAUUUCAGAAAUGUAUUUACAUUCAGUCGAAUGUUACUUUGGUAAACUACAUCCUCAGUAGGGACACAAGUGCAAUAUCAAGGAAAUGAAUCUUGUUUCGUGGCUCGGAGAAGUCCUACAUAUAAAGGUUGCAAAAGUUGAUGUCACUUGUCUCGUCUUCUCUCGAAUCCCCU